Lethenteron reissneri (Far Eastern brook lamprey) is the source of this 809-nucleotide messenger RNA. RefSeq names its product calpain-5-like. Gene Ontology annotation, molecular function: calcium-dependent cysteine-type endopeptidase activity. Gene Ontology annotation, cellular component: cytoplasm. Gene Ontology annotation, biological process: proteolysis. The record is from RefSeq and is a predicted model, not a curated record. NCBI's taxonomy places the organism in Eukaryota, Metazoa, Chordata, Hyperoartia, Petromyzontiformes, Petromyzontidae.
UCCUCCAGCAAUACAUAAAUAUUCUGACUCGGAUAACUCAAGACGCCAGGGCAGCCUUGCUCACAGCACUAACCCCAACAGCCUAUUUCUAUAUAUCGGCUAUACGGGGGCGGAAAAAAAAACACUUUUGCUUGAAGCAUAGUUAAAACUUAGCUCCGUCGUCGGUAUAAUAACCAUGGCAUAGGCCCACACAUUGCUAUCGGUAAUUUUAGCACUACGCGUUCCGACCGAGGGAUAUUUGCAGCCGGGCAGAUUAUUUUUAAUGUUGGAAGCUCUUUCCACCACCGUCACUUGCACGCCUGUAGCGGCAUCGCUGUGUUUGCUGCUGCUGCUCAAUAAUUCGAAGGCUGAGUCGACCUACAGCCAGGGGGUUGUGGUGGUGUGGAUGGGAUUCUGAAUCCGUGUAGUGUUUUGUUUGGGACUUCCCGCCGAUGGACGAUGAGCACGAUGGCUGUGGGGCGAGUGAUCCCCUACAGAGACGGCGGCGUUGGCGGUCGUGGCGGUGGUGCCUUGCCAACAUGCACGCGAAGCCGUUCCGCGGGCAGUGUUACUCCAAACUCCGGCGGGAAUGCCUCUCGGCGGGACGGCCUUUCGAAGACCCGCUCUUCCCGGCGUCCGACUCGUCCCUGUACCACACCAAGCCGCCUCCCGCACACGUGGAGUGGAGGAGACCCACGGAGCUGUGCACUUUUCCCCGCAUGGUGAUCGGAGGCAUCAGCGCUCACGACCUGAACCAAGGCACGCUGGGAAACUGCUGGUUCGUGGCCGCCUGCUCCUGCCUGGCCACUAGGCCGUCCGUCUGGAGCAAG